UUCCCUCCCCGGAUACUACUAUUCUCCAAGAAGCCCCCCUCCCUCCCGCCUGGCUGGAGGGAGCCGGCCGACCGGCCGUCGGCGGAUCGACCAGUCCCGGGAGGUACCGCCGGAGGAGCAGCUCCGACAGGCCGGCGAGAUCGCUUGCCCUCCCGCCCCCUCCACCUGCUGCAUCGACCGCUCUCCGACCAGCCAGGUUCUAGCAAGCAUGCAGCUGCUAGCUUGCUGAGCGUCUCCUGUGAUUAAAGCGCGUGUGCCUGUGCUCCGGAUGGUCGAUGUGUUUCGUUUCGUUACGAGAUCGAUCACUGGAUUGAUUGAUCGACGACGUGUGCCUGGUCUGUGCCUGUGCUGUGUGUGUACGUUCGUCUCUCCUCGUCGUGGCGAUCGAUGGAGGUUGCUGCAGUAGAGGAGGGUGGUCGUGUUGGGACGAACUGUAUGCUUGCUCGUGGAACUUCUGCUGCUGCUGCACCAGUGUUGGAACUGACGAUGCCUCUUCAGGAUGCAGCGGCUGAAUUAGCUGGUGAUGAACCAGCAGAUCAGCACCAGUGCGAGCAUUUCUCCAUAAGAGGGUAUGUUGCUCUUCUUCAAAAGAAGGACCCAAAAUUUCGCUCUCUAUCUCGGAUUUUCCUUGACCAGAAAAAAUGUAAUGGACACCAAGCUAGUUCAAGCCCAUUUUCCGUAGCGAAGUUUCGACGAUGGGAUUGCUCUAAGUGCUUGGAGAAGUUGAAAGCUUCAGAUUAUGGAACAUCACCAAGAACUCUUCCUGCAAAGCAAGAUGGCACAAGCGAUGGUUGCUCCAUCACAUUUGUUCGGAGCACUUUUAUGCCUGCUACUGUUGGUUCGAAAAUAGUGUCUCCUAGUGCACAAUCAUCUCAAGGGAAGAAGUCUGAUAGAUCAACUCUUCCGAAGAGUGCGCAAGAAGGCAACAACUCCAAAUGCAAUGCACCUUCUGGCCAGAAAGGAGCUGCUGAGGGCAAUACUGGUCCACACAUGAAAGAUUUGCAAGGGGCAGCCCAAAAUUAUGAUAUGGCAGUAAAUAUCCCUGACAACACUUCUAUAGAUGUUGGAGUGUUGCCUGAAGUUCCCCAGAUUGCAUUGCACAAAGAAGGGAACGAUGAAGAUCAAUCCCCAUCCACUCCAAAACUUUCUGAAGUGAUCCUCAAACCAAAUGAUGAUAGAGAUGGAAAAACUAAAGGACUUCUUGUUGCUGAGAAGUGCAAUUUGACCAAACAUCUGAAACCAAUGUCUGGACAGAAAUGCGAUCAGGUCUGCAACAGUGAGCCAUGUGAAGACUUCGUUCCAAAAAGAAGCGCUAAAUCAAAAUGUAAGAAGGAGAUGAAUAAAAAGUUGAUGAAAAAGAAGAAGCACAGCAACAAACACACUUCCCAGGCUGAUGUUUCAGAAGCCAAGCUUUGUCGGAGAAAGCCGAAAAAGGUACGGCUUCUAUCAGAAAUUAUAAAUGCUAACCAAGGUGGGGAACCUAGAAGCGAUGAAGAUCAUCAUGAAAAUGUUUCUGAUCACCGUGAGGAUGAGAGAAGGUUAAUCCCAUUGGAAGUAAGCAUGGAUUUUCCUGGUAGCCACCAGAAAGUAAGAGAAGAUGAAUUAAAGUCAACUAAGAGCAAGACAAAACGCAAAUUCGCUGAUGCUGUAGAUGAUGGAUCAUCACUCAUGAACUGGCUGAAUGGAAAAAAGAGAAAAACAACUGAAAAUGUGCAUCACAGUGUUGUACGUCCAGCUGGGAAUUUGAGCAACAGAAAAGUGACCCCCACUGUCAGUGCUCAGCAUGAUGAUGACGAUAAUAUUGAAAAUGGUCUUGACGUAAACAUGCAUAUGACAGAUAUGCGCCAACAUGAAUCAGAGAACUCUACACAGAGGUGCUCUUCAAAGGGAACAACGGCGGGUUUGAGUAAGUGGAAAACACAUUCACCUGCCAGUGCCAAAAAUGGUGAUGAAAACACUAGAGACAGUCAGAACAUACCUAUACUCAGGACAGAAGAUCAAUGCCAGAUGGAAACCGAAAACUCUGUUCUGAGGUGCUCGGCAAAGGUUUCUCCCGCUAAGCAUGAUAUUCAAAAUCUGUCUGGUCUUCAUGAGCAGAGUCUACCCAAGAAGAAAAAGAAGAAAAGUCUUGAACUGAUGCAUGAGAAACGGACCAUGAUAGAUGACAUCCCCAUGGACAUUGUUGAACUACUAGCUAAAAACCAGCAUGAGAGACAGCUUAUGUCUGAGACUGAUUGUUCGGACAUCAGCCAUAUUCAACCCAAGACAACUGCAGAUGGUGACUGUGUUGUAGUAGCUGCCAAGGAUGGUUCAGAUUAUGCAUCAAGUGUGUUUGACACUAAUUCCCAACAGAAGUCCUUAGCACCACAAAAUACACAUAAGGAGCUACAGAAUCAUGUAGCAUCGAGCACACAGGAUAUUAGUCCACAUCCUCUGGAGUUACAGAUUUCUGGCCAUUCAAAGUCUACUCAGGAACAACCGACACAUUUGCGCAUGGAAGAAAUGGUCACUAUUGCUGCAAGCUCACCAUUAUUUUCACACCAUGAUGAUCAGGGUAUUGCUGAAGCACCAAUGGAGUGUUGGGGCCAUAAAGAUGCAAAGAAGCUUACGUGGGAUCAUUUUAAGGCCGCUACAAGAAAUUCUCCCGCCGCAACAUGUGGUGCUCAAUUCAGACCUAGUAUCCAAGCAGUUGACUUGACUUCUACCCACGUCAUGGGAUCUUCAAGCAACCUUGCAGCUCACCAACAAGUAAUUGCGCCACUCGACCACUAUGCAGAAAGAGCAGUUAACCAGAUGCAGGCAAGAAUUUUUCCAAGCACAAUAGCAACCAUGGAAGCUGGUAAGUUAUGUGAUCGAAGAAAUGCUGGACAGUAUGUCUUAUACCCUAAAGAACCCAUGCCUGCGACCCAUCUUCUGAGAAUGGUGGAUCCAUCAACAUUAGCAGGCUUUCCCAACUAUGAAACUUCUAGCAGGAACCAGAUGGAGUUUCAACUUUGGAAUUCUCAGUAUGCACAUAAUCAGUACAAAGGAUCAACUAGCACAUCAUAUGGCAGUAACCUGAAUGGAAAGGUUCCAUUGACAUUCGAAGACUUGUCACGACGUCAGCUGCAUGAUUUGCACAGACCUUUACGCCCACAUCCUAGAGUUGGUGUGCUUGGCUCCUUGCUGCAGAAGGAAAUUGCAAACUGGUCAGAGAACUGUGGCACACAAUCUGGUUAUAAAUUAGGGGUGUCGAAAGGGAUGGCAUCGGUGUCGAAAGGGAUGGCAUCGCAUCAGAUGAACAGAAAGGAACAUUUUGAAGCCUUGAAUUCUGGAAUGUUUUCAGCAAAAUGGAAUGCAUUGCAGUUGGGUUCUGUUAGCUCCAGUGCAGAACUUUUAUCAGCAAGGAACAGUAUAGCUCAAUCUUGGGCCAGAGGCAAGGGUAAAAUGGUCCACCCCUUGGAUAGGUUAGUAAGACAGGAUAUCUGUAUAACUAACAGAAAUCCAGCUGAUUUUACUACAAUUAGUGACGAUAACGAGUAUAUGUAUUACCUCUGAAGCAGACAGUGAUGUGCAUAAUUUUGAAACAAUUACAAUCAUACAUUUCAUCUUUGUGGCAUCAAACAGUCAAAAACUGUAAGAGGAGGCUUUGCUGGGUCUGCUG
Molecule: messenger RNA, 3643 nt
Organism: Oryza brachyantha (malo sina)
Lineage: Eukaryota; Viridiplantae; Streptophyta; Magnoliopsida; Poales; Poaceae
Exons: 5
Coding region: 388-3537 (1049 amino acids)
Biological process (GO): negative regulation of DNA-templated transcription; negative regulation of flower development; shoot system development
Source: RefSeq, a predicted model, not a curated record